AUGAAGUCCAUUGUGGCUUAUGUUCGCAAUCUUCUUGGUUGGUGCGAAGACGAAACCAAUAGAACAAGCUUCAAGCGAGACAGGACUGAUGACGAUUUUUCGUCCGACGAUGAAAUACCGGCGUUGAAAAGAUUAAAGCAAUUAAAUAAAACCAAUUUUCCCGAAAGUAUGGCAUCAAACGAUGUCUGGGAGAAGGAUAAAAAGCAACAUAAGAAUGUUCGUUAUGUUCCUAUACAAAUAGAAUCUGAUCACCCCAGUACAUCAACACCUAACGAAGUUCCAACAAGAAUAGCAAGCAGAAUUAGAACAGUGCCAAUUAAACUUGUUGGUGUCACUGAAAAUGGUUCGACUACUCCUAGAAAUACUAGAGGAAAUACCUCUGUGAGGCCAGUGAUACAAGCAGUGUUAGAUAAUGAUGAUGAUGACCAGGUUACUUGGAUUGAAACUAGGCCUGAAAAACCUAAAAAGGUAUAUAUCAAUUUGGAUGAUGAUGAUGAAAAUGAUAAUGAACAAAAUGACGAUGUUAUAUUUGUCAAAAAAGUAUCAACACCUCCACCAGUUAAACCAUACAAAUAUUUCUAUACCAAUGAAACAGAGUCUAGAGACGAAGUGGAUGAUGUUCAGUAUUACAGGCUAAAAAAGAUUAAAGACAGGGAGCGUAAUGUGUCACCAAGAACCUAUAGCAAAUUUAAGGCCCCUGUAGGCAUUACAAAAACUUAUAAAAGAGUUCCUCCAUCUGUGCCGAAAUGGUUGCAGGGACAAAACACUAAUCUCUCUCAAAGUAAAAAUAGAUUUUUAAAUGUUAAUGGAAAUGCUAGAACAACUCUUUCCGAAGUAUUUAACUUAGAUGAAAAGAGGAAUUAUCAGGAAUUAAUCAGAAGGGUUGCUAGUAGUACUAAACCAUUGUCAUUUGGAAAGCCACUCAACAUCAUUGAUUUAGCAGAAGAUGCAGCAUCAUUUCGAAUGACACAAAGGGCACAGAAAAAAGCACUGAAUGAAAUUAAGUUAACUGAAAGGGGUCUGUGUGAUGAAAAAGAAAAUGAGGAAUUGAGGGAAUAUGAUCCUAUUACUGUAGCAUCAAUAAAUUCAUCAGAUUCGGAAGUUGAAAUUGUUCCUUCUGAGAGUUCUACCUCAUCCUCGGUUAAGAUUGAUCCCAUUAAUACUUUAAAAGACUCUUUCAAGGAUAGACCCAUUACGUCAGACGACUGGUUAGCAAAGUUGAAUUCCAAAUACAAAAAGAAAAAACAAGAUACUAAUGAAAAAUUAAAAGAUGCCCGUCGAGAGUCUGAUAUUAUAUCCAAGGUUAAUUAUGAACAAAAAUUAGCCCAUUUAGAGCAUAAACUUAAACAUGAGUUGAGUAUACCUGAAAGUCUGAUUGAGGAAGUUGAACCCAGUGUAGAAUUACCCAAGUUAACAUUAGAACAAGAAAAAUUAGUUAAUAGAGCCUUAGGGCCAGGACCCGCUGGUCAGCUGCUGGUGGAAAAGUUUAAUUUAAGGAUACACAGACGAGAUUUACAAACACUGUCUGGACUGAAUUGGCUGAAUGAUGAAGUUAUAAAUUUCUAUAUGAACCUGCUUAUGCAACGUAGUGAGGAGCGUCCUGAUUUACCCAAAGUAUAUGCAACCAACACAUUCUUCUACCCCAAGCUUAUGCAGAGUGGACAAGCAGGGUUACGACGAUGGACAAGAAAGGUGGACAUCUUUGCACAUGACCUUAUGGUUGUUCCGGUCCACUUAGGAGUGCAUUGGUGCCUCAGCCUGGUAGACUUCCGAACGCGACGUAUUUCUUACCUGGACAGUAUGGGAUCACGCAACCAGCCUUGCCUCGAUGCACUCCUCCAAUAUUUGCGGGAUGAACACAAGGACAAAAAGGGACAGCCCUUCGAUGAUAAGGACUGGACAACAGUGAAUUUAAAGGAUAUCCCUCAACAGAUGAACGGCAGUGACUGUGGCAUGUUUGCCUGCACAUUCGCGGAGUUCUCGUGCAGGAAUGCACCGUACACUUUCUCACAGACACACAUGCCUUACCUACGAAGAAAAGCAGCUCUUGAAAUUCUGCAAGGGAAGUUACUGCUAUAA
Messenger RNA from Parnassius mnemosyne (clouded apollo), 2079 nucleotides. The record is from the annotation of a GenBank genome assembly. NCBI's taxonomy places the organism in Eukaryota, Metazoa, Arthropoda, Insecta, Lepidoptera, Papilionidae.